AUUUACUUUUAACACAGUCACGCUGUUGCAGAGAGCACAAGCAAGCAAGCAAGCACUGGCCCAGAAAGUAAAAAUGGCUGCCGCUCUCUCCGUUGGAGCCAAUCGAGUCAUCGUUCGUCAUAAUCCCGCCUGCAGGUCAAUCCUCUGGACUCGACCCUUGGGUCGCCGGACGGCAACUCCGCAGCUAUGGAUGUCCAAGAGAAACGGCUCAUAUGGUGUAUUCCUCCUCUCUCGCCAUGGAUUGAUAAUCAGGAAAGCUACACCCGUUCUAGCAGGGUCUAGAGCAGACGAUUCCUCCGCUCCUUUUGAGAUGUCUGUAGAGAAUGCUCUCAAGCUUCUCGGCGUCUCUGAAGGGGCUUCAUUUGACGACAUCCUUCGCGCAAAGAAUUCUAUCCUCGCAACCUGUAAAGACGAUCAAGAGACCAUCGCUCAGGUAGAGGCUGCAUAUGACAUGUUGCUUAUGCAAAGCUUAACACAGAGACGGGCAGGAAAAGUUGUAAAUAGCAGCAUUCGUUAUGCCGACACGAAACCUCUAAAUGGCUUGAGAAUGGGAUCAAUGCCUCAGUGGCUACAAGCCACAGUUAAAAAUAUACCUGUUUCAGUUGAAGCACCAUCCACUGGGAACUUGGGCCUACAAGCAGGGGUAUAUGGAGCACUAAUGGUCUUAACAUUUGCCAAUGGAACAUCUACAUCUUCAGCAGAGAUAUAUGCAGGGGCGAAUGUUCCUGGUCUAAUCUUAGCUACUAGUUUUGGUGCUUCAUUAUACUUCUUGACCAAGAAGAACAUCAACCUAGGGAAGGCUACUGUAAUAACUAUUGGGGGCCUUGUCGUUGGUGCAGCAGUGGGCUCAGCAGUUGAGAACUGGUUGCAGGUUGACAUUGUCCCAUUUUUGGGUAUACAUUCUCCAGCUGUUAUUGUAAGCGAAUUCAUAAUCUUCUCUCAGUUCUUAGUCUCCCUCUACCUAAGGUAGGGUUUGGAAAUGAUGUACUAUAACUUACUGUGAUAGUUGUAAUUAUUAUUGUAACUGCUCAGUGAUGUAUUCUUUUACGUAAUUCUACAAGAUUCAUGCUUCAUUAGGAUUAGUAAAUUAUCAUGUUGUAU
Telopea speciosissima is the source of this 1101-nucleotide messenger RNA. RefSeq names its product protein CHAPERONE-LIKE PROTEIN OF POR1, chloroplastic-like. The record is from RefSeq and is a predicted model, not a curated record. Bases 74 to 970 code for a protein of 298 amino acids. The transcript has 3 exons. Gene Ontology annotation, cellular component: chloroplast membrane. NCBI's taxonomy places the organism in Eukaryota, Viridiplantae, Streptophyta, Magnoliopsida, Proteales, Proteaceae.